Messenger RNA from Acanthamoeba castellanii str. Neff, 285 nucleotides. RefSeq lists its product as uncharacterized. Lineage: Eukaryota; Discosea; Longamoebia; Acanthamoebidae. The transcript has a single exon. The record is from RefSeq and is a predicted model, not a curated record. The coding region runs from base 1 to 285 and encodes 94 amino acids.
AUGUGCUGCAUCUGCACGCGAGCCUGCAUAUGCGGGUUGGCGCUGUACGACCUGGUCUACUUCGUUUGCCUCAUCAUCCUCUGGCCGUUCACGCUCAUCGUGAGCCUGGUGGGCUGCAUCGUGUGGCUCGUCAUGUGGCCCUGCGCGUCGUGCUGCGCCGACCGGCGGAAGAAGGUCAAGAAGAAGAUGAUCAAGAUGCCCAAGAAAUGGGGCAAGAAGAUCAAGAAGAGGGGCAAGAAGUCGCGGAAGAGCUCCCGCAAGAGCAUCAGCAUCAGCCCCGUCUGA